Lactuca saligna is the source of this 708-nucleotide messenger RNA. The record is from the annotation of a GenBank genome assembly. Lineage: Eukaryota; Viridiplantae; Streptophyta; Magnoliopsida; Asterales; Asteraceae.
AUGGCACAAAAAAGGAUCGCUGUUGUUACCGGUGGAAACAAAGGCCUUGGUUUAGAAAUAUGCAAGCAAUUGGCUAAAGAUGUCAUGGUGGUGUUAACUGCGAGAGAUGAGAAGAGGGGCACCGAUGCCGUUGUCGAAUUGCACUCCUACGGUUUAUCUGAUGUAGUCUUUUAUCAGCUAGAUGUCACAUUUCCGGCUAGUAUUGCUUCCUUGGCUAAUUUUGUUGAUACUCGGUUUGGAAAACUCAAUAUAUUGGUGAACAAUGUUGGAGUGAUUACUAAUAACAUUGACGAGGAAUUCUUUUCGAAUUUUAACCUUCUAACUGAGUAUGUUCAAGAUGAAGGUGCAAAGAAGAUUCUAAGUGAUGUUGAUGGACUCACAGAGGAGGUGGUAGAUGGGCUUAUGAGUGAGUAUUUAAAGGAUGCUAAAGAUCAGGAAUCGAUGGAAAAGAAAGGGUGGUCUAAUAUUGUUUCAAGCUAUGUCAUAUCCAAAGCAGCUCUUAAUGCCUACACCGGGAUAUUAGCUAAGAAAUAUCCGUUUCUAUCUGCGAAUGCAAUUACUCUUGGUUACCUUGCGACAGACUUCACUAGUUCUAAAGGAAUUUUCACGGUUGAAGAAGGUGCUAGAGGGCCUGUGAGACUAGCUUUGAUCCUUGGUGGAGGCCCUUCGGGUCAAUACUUUUUUCAAAUGGAAAAAUCAACAUUUUAA